Molecule: messenger RNA, 1524 nt
Organism: Phytophthora sojae
Lineage: Eukaryota; Oomycota; Peronosporomycetes; Peronosporales; Peronosporaceae
Exons: 2
Coding region: 1-1524 (507 amino acids)
Biological process (GO): protein ubiquitination
Molecular function (GO): protein binding; ubiquitin-protein transferase activity
Source: RefSeq, a predicted model, not a curated record
AUGGUGCAGGGGCUGGAUCCGCGCUUCGUGCGCUUCCCGGACUUGUAUCGACUGUACGACUUCCACAUCGGACCCAAGAACCCUCGAGACCAAGCGCGCGGCUUCAAGGGCGGCAACAUGGUGCUGCUCGUGCAUUCGCCUGACCAAGAGGGCAAGUUCCAGCAAUUGAUGCUCGAGAACGGAGAAGUGGUCAAGCCUGCCGCCGACAAGGGCGACAAACCACCGAUAGUAGACGAGGCUCAAGAAGAAAGCAAGUUGGUUGUCUACAUCGGCAAUGACAAGAUUGUGCUGGACAAGGCCACUCUGCAUUUGCCUAACAACGAUGGCUGGACGCCCCUGCACUCUGCUUGCCACAUGCUCAACGCGCAGGAGGCAGGCAUCGCCAUCCUCAAGGAGCUCGUCGCGCGCAAGGCCGACUUAAACCUGGUGACGCGUCGUGGACCCGGUUCGUUCUCGUGCGGCUGGACGGCACUGCACAUCGCUUGUGCCUACGGACUGGAGGCGCUGGCCAUCAAGCUCAUUCGUGCUGGCGCCAAUGUAAAUACGAUGAACUCAGUAGGAUGGACUCCGCUUUAUGACGCUUGCCAUCGGGGGUACACUACAAUUGCACAGGAGCUGCUGCGUGCCGGUGCCAAGCACGAUGUGAUAUGCCCCGAGUUUGCGUUGUGCCCGUUCCCCGGGCAAUUUCCACUCGCAGAAGCUGCUCGUCAAGGCCAUGGCCCUACUGUUAAAAUGCUGCUAGAGUGGGGAGUCAACAAGAACGCGACGAACAAACUCGGCUGGACGGCGUUACACGAGGCGGCAUAUCAUUCUCGUGUGCCGAUAGUGAAGAUGCUGGUCGUCGAGAUUCGCACCAUGCUGGAAGAUAUCGCGUCACACCUACCGACUGCGCCGUCUCCAUCUCCGCCAAAACCGAGCGAAGCUGCAGCCUCGCCCUCAUCUCCGAAACCUGAGGACAAGCCGACCCCAGCGAAGAAGGCUACGCCUUUGUCGCGCAAGGAAGAGUAUGAGUUAUUGGGAGACUUGCCAAGCCUGAACGCUAUCACCAUUCAAGAUGCCGAUGCGGUUGACGAUGGCGACGACGAAGCUGAAGAGGACACCGACGCCAAGACACCUGCUGCUGACUCACCACCCAAGGAGAAACACAAGAAGAAACAGCGAGACCCCUCCAGGAAGAAGAAAAAGAAGUCGGGAUCACGAGAUACCCCGCCCGAGUUCAAAUGCGCAGUGUCGCUGAAACUGAUGAAAGACCCGAUGCGGUCACCGUACGGACAAGUGUUCGAGCGCCAGGUCAUCGAGGCGUGGUUCCGCGACUUUGGCAAUCGUUGCCCACUAACAGGGGAGCCUCUAACGCUCCUGCAGCUUGUGAGCGACGAAACACUUCGCGAAGAGAUCCGCGAGUGGAAGCACGGCUCGAAGAAGUCUGCCAACCCUGAUGCGGACUUGAAGGGAAAUCCCGAGGGGGCUGCCGCAAAGGAAGAGCUGUCGAUCGCCAGUCCGAGAGGAGACGAGUAUGAUUUCUAA